UGUUUUUCCCCUCAGGCGGCUGGAAACGCUGUGAAGAGAGCCUCUGAUAACCUGGUGAAGGCAGCGCAGAAAGCAGCGUUCGACGCUCAGGACGACCAGGCUGUGGUGGUGAAGAGCAAGAUGGUGGGGGGCAUCGCUCAGAUCAUCGCGGCUCAGGAGGAGAUGCUGCGGAAAGAAAGGGAGCUGGAAGAGGCCCGGAGGAAGCUGGCCACGAUCAGACAGCAGCAGUACAAGUUCCUCCCCUCAGAGUUGAGAGAGGACGGCCAGGACCAGUGAGAGAGGGGGGGGGGGGGGGGGGGGGUGUGAGGCAGCAGUGAUUAGUGGGGCGUUCAGGUCCUUCCCCAGCUACAUGUAGGGAGAGAAGAACAUCACUCCACCCCACAGAGGGUCACUAUCAAUCUGGUUCUGUAUUUAAUUCUUAAAGUCAAACGUGAACUGAUGCCAAUGAUUAUACAUUUUGAUAAAAAAUAUAUGCCUUCGGUGCUUUUGAUUAUAUAUGAUCACAUACUUUUCCAUAUAUAUUUUUCUCUUUUUUUUGUACAUGCUUUUUUGUGUGGCUUAAAGUAACAAAAAUCAUGCCGGUAAAUUCUGCUUUCCUGCCGACUGUCAGAUAUCAGAGAGAUGGAGCAGAGCACGAUAAAGGCUUCUAUGCAAAUUAUGCAUACUCUAUGCACAUUUUCUAUGCAGACGUUUUUGUUGUGUGUGAGCAUGAGGUGAGAGAAACGGUCUCAUUACCAGUGAUUUUGUUCAGUACUGUAUGUAACUUGUCAUACUGUAUUAAGGAAAAUGAAAUAAAAUGGUAGUUUUUAAAGUUUAGAUUUGGACAAAUUAACUUUGCAAUGUAACAAAUCAGAGGGGGAAACCAUAUUUUUCUAAAGAUCAAGCUAUGAAAUGUAUUAUAAAGGAAUCUUCCAACAAGGUGCCAUCUUAGUAAACGUUUUCAGUCAGUAUUUUCUCAGUAUUUAGGCCUUAGAUUAGAAUAUUUUGUUUGUGUAAAGAUUAUGAAGCCAUAUAUUUAACUUUGAUACAUUUGACAUCAUAUUGACUGUAUGUGGAUGCUCGGUGUUUGUGUUAUCUGUACCAACAUUGGUGCCUGACGCAGUGCUUUAAACUUUCCAGAGAAUUCCUGCACAGUACAAUCACCAAUGCUAGUCUGAGUUACUUCUCGUUAGCAUGACGUUAGCUCACUGUGUCCCCAGUGUAGCUGUGCUUAAAAAGUGCCUUCAUACAAAUGGUCAGGUAUUAUCAACAGAUACUAACCGUAUACCCCUAGAUGCACUUCAUUUCAUAAUUUAUCAGAGCAUCAUUUCAAACUACCCUUACACCAUGUGUGUACAAAGUCGUUAUGUUCUCUGACUGAGUAUUUUUUCGAACAAACAUUGCACAGCAUUCCUUAUAGUGACUGUAAUCAUCUGUCUUUUUGUUCUUUUGCUCACAUUUUGCCUUCAAUUACAGCAGCACCACCUCAUUGGCACUGUAACAGAUUUAUAUUCAAUAAAGCCAGUUUUCAGUGACA
This is a messenger RNA of Notothenia coriiceps (black rockcod), 1516 nucleotides long. RefSeq names its product talin-2-like. Gene Ontology annotation, cellular component: plasma membrane; focal adhesion; cytoplasm. The annotation marks the transcript as partial. Gene Ontology annotation, biological process: actin cytoskeleton organization; cell-cell adhesion. The record is from RefSeq and is a predicted model, not a curated record. Gene Ontology annotation, molecular function: actin binding; integrin binding. The transcript is spliced from 2 exons. NCBI's taxonomy places the organism in Eukaryota, Metazoa, Chordata, Actinopteri, Perciformes, Nototheniidae.